CGAACAAGCAACUUUUUAUGAUCAACAUGAAUCGUCAUUUUGUGAGCGGAUAAAAGCUCGAAAGAUCACGAAUAUAUGUUAUAAUUUUUGACCAGCUGUUACAUAGUAAUAACUUAUUAAAUAGUCCGAUAACACACGCUGAAUUUUGUGCAAAAUUAGCAGACAAUAUAGCGAUUUUGCGUGGGUGAUCUCAGCCAGUUGCCACGUUGUGAAAUUUUUAUAUAGCUGGGAUAUUUUUCUACGAUUGCUUCUAAUCUGGGCUUAAGUUCGUGAAUUUUAUACGGAACGAGGAAGCAGAAUUGCUAAAAUAAUGGAUGAAAAUGGACGGUUAUCGAACCAGGAGCUAUUUAAAGUAAAAUUAUCGUUGUCUUGUUUGUCAAAUCGUGUCACCGUGUGUCCAGUCACAGCGAAGUUAUACUUGUUGAAGGAGGAAACUUGGAAACAUCAUAAGACCGGCGUUGCAGCAGUUAUUUUUAAUACUGGGGAAUGUGGGGACAGGAAUCCUAAAAGUGUUAAACUAUGCUUAGUUGAGUUAGAAAGUGGGUUUCCGUCUUGGAACGAAUACUUGAGCGAUAACUCGCAGUAUAAAGCUGCCCAAGACAACACAUUUCACACAUUGGUUUUGCAGAAUAAUAAUGGUGCAAAUAUGGCUGGCUUACAAUUCGACGACGAAGGCGCUGCGUCGUUGUUUUUAAAGGAGAUUGUUGACUCUAUUGAGGAGCUGAAGUCCGCUAACAAUGCUACGGAAUUGAGCAAACUUGAACUAAGCUCUCGCAAAGAGAAAGCAAAGAAAUUUCGCAAGCUGAAGAAAAGUGAAAUUUCAACUCCAUGCCUUUUCACGCAUGUGACUAACAUUAGUUCAACGCAAGCCGACACUUUGGACGAACCGUCAAAUCCCAACAAACUAGAAGGAAGAAGAAGUGGCUCUACUUCUGGCAAAUCUAGCGAUAAAGUUCGGCGUACGUUCAGUAUUUCCAAAAGGAAAUAAAUAAAAAACGACGUUGUGAAUGCCGAGCGGGGUAGGCAACAACGAAUUCGCUCGGGCGAGUUUAGCGCCUCUAAAAUGUCAACACAAGCCCAAAUAUUGCCCCAAAACUAUUUGUGUGUACAGUUCGGCAAUCCCAAUUAGCCAUAAGUUGUGAAAUUGUUGCCCUAAAAAGACCAUAAAAUGAUCAAACAUGAAAUUAUUUCAUUGAAUUUGCGACAUUGACAUUGUUAAUAGUUAUUAUCAAAUAGUAUAUUGUACGGAAAUUGAUUCGAAAUUUCGCUUGAAAUUUGAAGUCUGAACCGUCUUGAUUGCGUGUUUGCUAUUGAUAUUUUAUUAGUUUUUACUAGAGAUCUUCUUAAAAGCUAAAAAUAUAUAUGAUUUUGGACAGACAUAUUGUAUAUUUUAUUGUUUACAUUUGAUAAUGUGUCGUGUCGUAUCGAAUGCUCAUUUCGUAUCGCAAAGUGAAACAUAGCGUGUUUAGAACUUUUAGAAUGCGCCUUUAUUCAUAGUUUUGUAAUUUGUUUAUAAUCUGGGAAUUUCGGAGCAUUUUUGAGGCAAAAUAUUACAGUCUGAAUGACAUAUUUCAUUGUCUCUCAUCGGAAUUUGAUAUGGCAUCAUAUCACCCGUGGAAUGCAUGGUUCCAGAGAUUAACCAAUCAAAUUAGAGAUUAAGAUUUUAAGAUAAUAUUUUGGAAUAACAAAUAUUUGAUUAGAUCAGAUUACACAUUGAUACAACGUAGAAACAACACGCAGUAUUUGGCAAUGUACUAUAAAUAUUAAUAUUAUAUUUGAACGAAUUAGGCCGAAUUUGGAAAGUUUGCUUUUAAACAAGAGUGCAUUUUACUUCAUAUAUGGUUAGAGU
Messenger RNA from Paramuricea clavata, 1849 nucleotides. The record is from the annotation of a GenBank genome assembly. Lineage: Eukaryota; Metazoa; Cnidaria; Anthozoa; Malacalcyonacea; Plexauridae.